This is a messenger RNA of Capsella rubella, 525 nucleotides long. RefSeq lists its product as uncharacterized. The record is from RefSeq and is a predicted model, not a curated record. Lineage: Eukaryota; Viridiplantae; Streptophyta; Magnoliopsida; Brassicales; Brassicaceae. Bases 127 to 525 code for a protein of 132 amino acids. The transcript has 2 exons.
UAUCUCAUACAUCUUCGUCUUUAUAUAUUUGAACUCUUCUAACUUCUUCUAUAGAUAUAAUCACAAACUUUUUGUCAUACUAGUACAAUCGUACAUCUCUACGGUUUUGUGGUAGCGGUUCAUACAAUGUUUUCCUAUUGCGACGACAAGAAGAAACAACUUCAGCCAGCGGAGCUGCCCCAACCAUCUCAAUGGCAGCGGCAAAGUGUUAGUGCUCCUACGUAUCACCCUCAGCCACAGAGUAUCAAUGUUGAAACUGAUCACUUGCGGGUUAAAAGCGAGACUGUUGUGAAACCUGUUGUUCCGGUCAAGCCACAUGCCGUAGUCCAGGCGCCUAAGACUAAGGCUUUGGUGAAGAAGACCCACAGUAAGAGAGACGAUGGAGCUUUAUUUACUGCGGCUUCUACUUCAACAUUUGUUGGCGGUUGUGGCGGCAACGGUGACAGCAGUUGCGGUGGUGGCGGUGGCUGUGGCGGUGGUGGUGGUGGUGGAGGAGGAGGUGGUGGUUGCGGCGGGGGAUCUUAA